Messenger RNA from Neurospora tetraspora, 408 nucleotides. RefSeq lists its product as uncharacterized. The transcript has a single exon. Lineage: Eukaryota; Fungi; Ascomycota; Sordariomycetes; Sordariales; Sordariaceae. The record is from RefSeq and is a predicted model, not a curated record. The annotation marks the transcript as partial.
GUACGGAGGUGGCUGACGGCAUGCCUUGAGGGUCAUGAUGAGUGUUCAAACUGGAGAUCGAUAUUGGUCGACACGUACAACUAUCAGCAUAAAAUCCGUUUUAUCGACGUCGGGACCGUGGAAGAACCGAUUUUCAGAUUGGUCGAUGGCCAAUCCCUCGUCAAUAGGACAGGUGGCAUCCAAUACGUCACUCUCAGCUAUCGUUGGACGGCCGAAACGGAGAUUACCAGCAUGAAGAGCUACAACAAAGCCAGUUAUCAAGACUCAAUCCCGACCUACAGGUUACCUCAAGUCUAUAAGGACGCUGCUGCAGUUGCUCGCGCCCUAGGUGUUCGCUAUGUUUGGAUCUAUUCCCUCUGCAUCAUUCAAGACUCACCAGAGGACUGGAACGAACAAUCAUCCAUGAUG